This is a messenger RNA of Microthlaspi erraticum, 1686 nucleotides long. The record is from the annotation of a GenBank genome assembly. Lineage: Eukaryota; Viridiplantae; Streptophyta; Magnoliopsida; Brassicales; Brassicaceae.
AUGGUGCUCCAACAACAAACACUUUUUCUCACAAAGAAGAGAGAUCAAGAACCUUCUCAAGAUUUCAUUUUCCGAUCUAAGCUUCCUGACAUCUCCAUCCCUCACCACCUCCCUCUCUUUGAUUACGUCUUCCAGAAAUUCUCCGGCGAUCCCCAAGCCGGUUCCACCACCAAAUGUCUCAUCGACGGUGCCACCGGACGUAUCUUUUCCUACGCCGACGUACAAAUCCAUUCACGGAGAAUCGCCGCCGGGAUUCACCGGCGCGGGAUCCGCCACGGUGACACCGUGAUGCUCCUUCUCCCGAACUCGCCGGAGUUUGCUCUCUCAUUCCUCGCCGUCGCUUACCUUGGAGCCGUUUCCACCACCGCGAAUCCGUUCUACACACAAGCGGAGAUCGCAAAACAGGCAAAAGCCUCAAACACGAAGAUGAUCAUCACGAAGCCAUGUUACGUCCAUAAACUAACAAACCUGAGAAACGACGGCGUUGUGAUCGUUUGCGUAAACGACGGAGACGACGUCGUUUCGCCACUCGACGGUUGCGUGAGUUUCACGGAACUGAUUCAAGCCGACGAAACAGAGCUUCCUAAACCGAAUAUCUCGCCAGAGGACACGGUGGCGAUGCCGUAUUCCUCAGGCACCACUGGACUUCCAAAGGGAGUGAUGAUCACUCACAAGGGAUUAGUUACGAGCAUCGCUCAAAAGGUCGACGGCGAAAACCCGAACCUCUACUUCACCGGUGAUGACGUCAUCCUCUGUUUUCUCCCGAUGUUUCACAUUUACGCGCUUGACGCGUUGAUGCUCUCGGCGAUGAGGACUGGUGCGUCGCUCUUGAUCGUGCCGAGGUUCGAGUUGAAUCUGGUGAUGGAGCUGAUUCAGAGGUACAAAGUCACGGUUGUUCCGGUGGCUCCUCCGGUGGUUUUAGCAUUUGUUAAGUCGCCGGAGACGGAGAGAUACGACUUGAGCUCGGUGAGGUUGAUGCUAUCUGGCGCAGCUACGCUCAAGAAGGAGCUUGAAGACGCCGUGCGUCUCAAGUUUCCCAAUGCUAUAUUUGGCCAGGGUUAUGGAAUGACCGAGUCAGGAACGGUGGCCAAGUCAUUGGCGUUUGCAAAGUACCCAUUUAAAACCAAGUCCGGCGCAUGUGGGACUGUGAUCAGGAACGCCGAAAUGAAAGUGGUCGAUACUACCACCGGAAUGUCCUUGCCGCGAAAUGAAGCUGGCGAAAUAUGCAUCCGAGGCAAUCAACUCAUGAAGGGUUAUUUGAAUGAUCCGGAGUCUACGGCAAGAACCAUAGAUAAAGAAGGGUGGUUACACACAGGAGAUAUUGGGUUUGUGGAUGAUGAUGAUGAGAUCUUCAUUGUUGAUCGUUUGAAGGAACUGAUCAAAUUCAAAGGCUAUCAAGUGGCUCCAGCUGAGCUUGAAGCAUUGCUUAUUUCUCAUCCUUCUAUCGAUGAUGCCGCUGUUGUUGCGAUGAAGGAUGAAGUAGCUGAUGAGGUUCCGGUAGCGUUUGUAGUUAGAUCAGAAGGGUCUCAGCUAACCGAAGAUGACGUCAAGAGUUAUGUCAACAAACAGGUGGUUCAUUACAAGCGAAUCAAGAUGGUGAUUUUCAUAGAAUCUAUACCGAAAGCUCCCUCAGGCAAGAUUCUGAGGAAGGAACUCCGAACUAAAUUGGAAACCGAGCAUCCUUAA